Molecule: messenger RNA, 542 nt
Organism: Otolemur garnettii (small-eared galago)
Lineage: Eukaryota; Metazoa; Chordata; Mammalia; Primates; Galagidae
Gene: EFCAB2
Product: EF-hand calcium binding domain 2
Exons: 8
Coding region: 22-510 (162 amino acids)
Molecular function (GO): calcium ion binding
Source: RefSeq, a predicted model, not a curated record
GGGAGACGGGCUCCGCACAAGAUGGCGGACGAGAGAGAGCGGGAAGAGAUUUUAGUAGCAGAAUAUCACAAGAAAAUCAAAGACGCAUUUGAAGUGUUUGACCAUGAAACGAAUAAUACAGUGGAUGUGAGAGAGAUUGGAACCAUCAUCAGGUCGUUAGGAUGCUGCCCUAGUGAAGGAGAGCUGCAAGAUCUGAUUGCAGAGGUGGAGGAGGAAGAACCCACUGGAUACAUAAGAUAUGAAAAAUUUCUUCCAGUGAUGACGAGUGUACUGCUAGAAAGAAGGUACCGACCAGUUCCAGAAGAUGUCCUUCUUCGAGCUUUUGAGGUUUUAGAUUCAGCUAAACGCGGGUUUAUGAUGGUAUCUGAUGAUGUUCCCUUCUUGUCCCUCCCAGGUGAGCCUUUUUCUCAAGAAGAAAUGGAAGAAAUGUUGUCUGCUGCAAUUGAUCCAGAGUCAAACGCAAUUCAUUACAAGGACUAUAUCACAAUGAUGGUGAUAGAUGAGCAUUAAGUAUUCUAAGUUCUAAAUGAAAAGAUAAUUUA